Molecule: messenger RNA, 1578 nt
Organism: Clonostachys byssicola
Lineage: Eukaryota; Fungi; Ascomycota; Sordariomycetes; Hypocreales; Bionectriaceae
Source: the annotation of a GenBank genome assembly
AUGGCGGACCUCAAAGAGAGCUCCACCAUUGCAGACGGUAACGACAAAGUUUCCGGAUCAGACAAUGCUGUUCACCUAGAGGACCAAACAGCCGAAGUCAGCUAUGACUCCAACGGAUUCGGUGGCAUCGUCCGAUCGCCGUACGUGUUUGGUGCCGCCCUCUUGGCUUCCUUCGGUGGCUUCUCCUUCGGCUACGACCAGGGCGUGAUAUCGCUUAUUCUUACCAUGCCGCAAUUCCAGCAGUCCUUCCCAGAGGUGGCUCCUGGCCAUCCCAGCUAUGGCUUCAACACCGGUUUCAUGACGGGCAUGCUGGAACUUGGUGCCUUUCUCGGCUGCUUGACGUUCCCUCUCCUUGCCGAUACCUACUCACGAAAGUACGGCCUAGCCGUAGCCACGGCAUUCUUCUGCGUUGGUGCCAUCAUACAGACGGCCUCGCAAAACUACGGCACUUUGGUUGCUGGUCGCACCAUUGGUGGUGUUGGCGUGGGUACUCUCGCAAUGGGAGCCCCUUUGUACAUCACUGAGAUCGCACCUCCAAACUUGAGAGGGUCGCUUCUUGUCUUAGAGGCCAUCUCCAUUGUCAUUGGGGCAAUCAUCGCCUACUGGAUUACAUAUGGCACUCGCAGCAUGGCAGGCGACUGGGCUUUCCGAUUGCCUUUUCUUCUGCAAAUGGCUCCGGCGCUGGCAGUCGGUAUUGGCAUCCAGUUCUUCCCAUUCUCUCCGAGAUGGCUUGCUAUGCGCCACCGCGAUGAUGAUAGUCUGAAGUCACUCGAGAAACUACGGCGUCUUCCUGGCACGGACAGCCGCGUCCAGCAGGAGUGGCAGGCUAUUCGCAGUGAAGUUGCGUUCCAGGAGCAAGCUACUGCACGAGAGCACGGAACUGAUUCGAACGCAUUCAUCCUUGACCUCAAGCAGUGGGGUGAUCUCUUCAAGAGAAAGACCUUGCGUCGCACCGCUGUUGGUCUGGCAAUCCCGUUCUUCCAGCAAUUUUCCGGUAUCAACGCUUUCGUGUACUACGCGCCAAUAUUUUUCUCUGCUCUUGGCCAAGACUAUGAAAUGUCUCUCAUUCUGAGUGGCAUGAUCAAUAUUUGCCAGUUUGUAGCCGGAAUACCAACGUUCCUGUUCCUCGACAAGGUGGGACGCCGCAAGAUGUCAAUCUUCGGUGGCAUCGCAAUGGGAAUCCCACACAUGAUUAUGGCCGGAAUCGUAAGCAAGUACAACAACAAAUGGGUCGAGAACCCCGGUAUGGGCUGGUUCGGCGUGGCUCUAAUCUACAUCUACGUCCUCGCUUAUGCCGCCUCGUAUGGACCCUUGGGAUGGACUUUGCCCGCUGAGGUGUUCCCGAGCUCCAAGCGCGCAAAGGGUGUCGGUGCUUCGGUGGCCAUGGGCUGGCUUGCCAACUUCAUCAUUGGUGUGAUUGUGCCCGAGAUGCAACUCAAGCUUGGCUGGGGAACCUACCUGUUCUUUGGUUUCUUUUGUUUUGCUGCCGCGCUGUUUUCUUUCUUCUUCGUGCCUGAGACAUCAGGCAAGAGCUUGGAGCAGAUCGCGGCUGUCUUUGGUGAUGAGGUAGAGUAUUAG